AUGUAUGAGAAUCUGUAUACUUUACAAUUUAGCUUGGAGAGCUGCCUCGAUAUCCUUCUUCAUGUCCUUUGGCUCGGUGGUUGGAGAGUAUCUCUUGAUGACGUGUCCGUCUCUGCCGACGAGGAACUUGGUGAAGUUCCACUUGAUAGCAUCGACCAAGAAUCCUCCUUUCUCUUGCUUCAAGAACUUGUACAGUGGGUCCGCAUUGUCUCCGUUGACAUCGAUCUUCUGGAAAAGAGUUGGCUCAAACUUGAACUUGUCAGCGACGAAAGCUGCGAUGUCGAUCUCGCACGAUGGUUCUUGGCUUCCGAAUUGGUUGCAUGGGAAGGCGAGGACCUCGAGUCCGUCCUUCUUGUAACUGAAAUUGAGCAAUGA
This is a messenger RNA of Caenorhabditis remanei, 375 nucleotides long. RefSeq lists its product as uncharacterized. The transcript has a single exon. The record is from RefSeq and is a predicted model, not a curated record. Lineage: Eukaryota; Metazoa; Nematoda; Chromadorea; Rhabditida; Rhabditidae. Bases 1 to 375 code for a protein of 124 amino acids.